CGCUCUCCGCCAUCAACUCUGCGGAGAACCAGAGAGAGAGAGAGAGAGUUGGGGAUGGCAUCCAACAAGAAGGAGGAGAAGGGCAAGUUGGAGGAGCAGGGCCCCAAAGGGCUCGAGCCGUAUCGGGCCACGGCGCAGCAGAAUGCCAUCGAAGCGAUUCGAUCAGCCGAGAAGCGGUACGCCAAGGCCAAGGGCGAAGGUGGGGAGCACGUUAAGGCCAAGGAAUCGAGUGGAGAUAAGGAAGCCGGGCACUCGCUCGGUGGCUCUCGGUCCGCUGCCGGAGAGAAGAUGCACGAAACGAAGGAGGGAGCCGGCGGCGCCGCGAGCGGAGUCGCCGAGAAGGGGAGGCAAGCAGGGGAGUACGUCGCAGAGAAGGCCGGAGCGGUCAAAGACUCGGUUAAGGAGAGGGCUAGGAGCGCCACGGAUUACUUGGGACAGAAGACGAUUCAGGUUAAGGAAAAGAUCGGAGAACAGACGCAGGCGGCACAGGAGAAGCUGAAGGGGAUGACGAUCGGAGGGAAGGAAGAGGGAGGAGAAGCAGCAGCAUCCGAAGAGAGAGCAAGGGAAGGGGAAGCAGCGAGAGAACCGGGGCCUUGUCACACCCACCGGCAUUCGAGGGAGCUUGAACGGGCUUGCAAAGCCACAAAGUCACAGGAGAAGGACGCCGAGGUGGUGGCCAGCUGCGGAGACCAUCAUCAUGAGAACAAGGGAGAGAAAGAAGAGGGAGGAGGAGGGAAGGAGGAGAUGGCCGGCGAUGGGGAGCAGAGCAGCGGCGAGGGAGGUGGCGUGGGGAGGGUGAAGCUGACAAGGGAAGGAGGAGGAGGAGGAAUUUUUCAGGCGAUGGGGGAGACGGUUGUGGGGAUAAUGCAGACUGCCAGGGACAUGAUCGUGGGCAGGGACUCCCACUAGCCCAUCUUCAUCAACAAGAGCAACAUUGGUAGCGAUCAGUUGGCUGGUUGUUGGCUUUCCUUGUGGGUGUGUUCUUUUACUGUGUGUGCUUCCUGUAGAGCUGAUGAGUGGAAGAGACGACUGAGCUAGUCUUACUGUUUACAGACUUACAGUGUCGUUUUGAUUCACGAAAUCGGCGGCUCGGCCGAUUCCAUUCCAAAACUGAUUUUCAUGAUGCUCAUCCCAAUCACUGCGACCAGUGAAUUAGCAAGGGAAGAUGAAUCCAUCUCGUGUUCAUGACAAACCACUCGCUUAAUUAUAUAUAUAGAUUCAUCGAUUUCAAUAAGCU
Nymphaea colorata (pocket water lily) is the source of this 1237-nucleotide messenger RNA. Its product is annotated as late embryogenesis abundant protein, group 3-like. Bases 55 to 909 code for a protein of 284 amino acids. The transcript has 2 exons. NCBI's taxonomy places the organism in Eukaryota, Viridiplantae, Streptophyta, Magnoliopsida, Nymphaeales, Nymphaeaceae. The record is from RefSeq and is a predicted model, not a curated record.